This is a messenger RNA of Tribolium madens (black flour beetle), 3287 nucleotides long. Its product is annotated as protein SCAI. The record is from RefSeq and is a predicted model, not a curated record. Gene Ontology annotation, biological process: DNA-templated transcription. Gene Ontology annotation, molecular function: transcription corepressor activity. Gene Ontology annotation, cellular component: nucleus. The coding region runs from base 73 to 1803 and encodes 576 amino acids. The transcript is spliced from 8 exons. Lineage: Eukaryota; Metazoa; Arthropoda; Insecta; Coleoptera; Tenebrionidae.
GACCGUCGUUCUUUUCCACCAGUGCGAAAUCCGGUCAAAACUAAAAGCAUGCCACUCUGAAACGAGGAAAUCAUGGUCGGUAUGGCAAAUAUGGACGAGCACGAACGAAAAGUGGUAAUGGAGUUUUGUCAUCUUUUGGAAAAGUCCAAACAACUGUUCAACGGGUUACGGGAUUUGCCACAGUACGGCCACAAGCAAUGGCAAGCUUAUUUCGGACGAACUUUCGACAUCUACACAAAAUUAUGGAAAUUUCAACAGCAGCACCGUCAAAUUUUAGAUACAAAGUAUGGGCUAAAGCGAUGGCAAAUCGGAGAGAUCGCAUCUAAAAUUGGACAACUUUAUUACCACUAUUAUUUGAGAACCAGCGAAACUAAUUAUUUGAACGAAGCUUACUCAUUCUAUGCCGCUAUCAGAGGACGUGCUUACUAUUCAAGAGCCGCUAAAGAAGAUAGAUCAGAAUUAAUGGUGAAGAAACUGAGAUAUUACGCACGUUUUAUUGUAGUUUGUCUUUUAUUACGUCGAAUGAAAUUAGUAAGAGAACUUAUAGUAGAAUUAGAUCGACACAUCGCUGACUACACGAGUACCUACGAACCUGACGAUCAAAUAGAAUGGAGUUUGGUUUUAGAUGAAAUCAAAAAUUUCAUCACUGCUGAUUCGAUAGUCACUGUCUUACAUGCAGACACAAAUCCCAUCGUUUUAUCCCAUCGAUUAAGUCCUCUAACAACUCCCCCGGUGGAAAAAUCUCAAUACAUGAACCUAACCCUUCAAGAAAUCCUCAUAGUGGGCAGCGCUUCAGAACAAGUCAAGUUUUCCGAAUUAACCAUGGACAUGUUCCGCAUGAUUCAAACUCUCGAACGCGAACCUCAGGAAGAUUACAAUCACAUUUACGACGCGUCUCCCGCCCCCGGCCGCGUCCCUUACGGCGUCCCGGGCCAAAAGGGCUACAUCGAAAACGGCGAAAGGCCCUUGAGACGCGAAAAUCCACACAAGUACCUUUUGUACAAACCCACUCUUAGCCAAGUUCUUGUGUUUUUAGCUAGCGGCUUCAAAGAAUUGCCGGCUAAUGGGGCAUUGCUGCUGUAUUUGUCCUCCGAUGGGUGUUUCUCCACCACGAAGCAUCCGGAAGAUAUGGGGUACGACCUCGGGGGAGUGUUGACGAGUAGUCGGAGAGAUGGGGAGCACAAGAAACAGAAGGAAGCUCACUGCCUUUAUCCUGGUGAUUUAUAUCCGUUUACCAGGCGACCGCUGUUUGUUGUCGUUGAUUCGGAUAAUAGUUUUGUUUUUCAACACAUUCCAAGGUAUUUUGGACAGCCGCUGGUCACGCUGAUGUCGCCGCAAGACACUCCGCCGGCCUUCCAAGAUCAACAACACAACGGUUCUUUAUUCACUCUGUUCCUUCACUCGCCUCUGACCGCAUUUUGUUACUGUUGCAAUUUGACAAGCAUUCCGAUCCACCAUUGGGAGCGUUGUCAAAGUUUCGUCGACCGAUUCGUCACCGAAGCUUCUCGCCUUUUCACCCGAUCAAGAGUCGGUGAGUAUGAUGAAGAAUUUCUUGUAGAUUCGUCAUAUCUUCAAUUUUUCGGUGACGACUUUCUACGUCUCCUCCUUCUUCGCUACGUCUUCUGCGACGUGGUGUUACACCUCCACCGCGCGUUCCGCGGCCGGCAAUACCGCCCCCGCUGCCAACCACCACUGCCGGAAGCUGAACUCCUGGAGCACCCAUCCCUCCAGCACCUGGUGCUCGACCUGGCCGCCCACCUCGAGGUCCGCACCCACUUCAUGGACAACCACGAAAUCGACUGAUCCAGGGCUUCCUCCUCAUGGCCGUGCGUGGGGUUUAGUGCCACCCGGGGCUUGUCUUCGAGGCACACCCAUGAGGACGGGCGCCGCGCCCCUCUUUUCCUGCUGAUCGCCUUCGCUGCCGUGUUUCUGGUCACAAACGCGCACUUCUCGUGGAUGGAAGCUUUACCAUUUUUUUGGACUCUUUUAGAAUUCGCGAAAUGUAAAUUUCGGCCAGUAUUAGCGACGGCUCUGUGGUUGAAAUUGUCGUAUUUUUGGACACCUUCUACGAUUAAAUUUAGUUUAUCGGUGAUAAUAUAGCUCAAAGUCGAGCACAGCGUCUUUCAAUAUCCGUUCACUAGGCGGGCCCUUCGGUACGAGGCUCGACGGUUGGACCUUCAACUGCGUUUUAACAUUGCCACUUUAACCCAACUUAUAUUGUAUAAAAAUUAGUCCUCUUAUUGAAGCCGUGACCAACAGUGAUUAAUACGCCUUUCGUGCCGUGUACGAUACGCAUUACUUAUUAACUAAAUUAUUAUUACUAUUGAAUGCAUGACUACAUACAGGGUGUUUCACCUAAACCCCACAUUAGAAGUAUUUAGAGUUCUGACAAAAAAUUUGUAUACAGCUAUAAUCGGUGAGACCCUCCCAAUAAAAAUAUUUUCAAGAUGGCGACACGUGUGGAUAUACCCGAAGUGGGUAUCAGUUUUGUUAUUUUAAAUAGAAAACUGGAUUUUUAUUGCGUUUUUAGAUUACUCAAGUGAAUUUGAUUUUAUCAGCUUUCUCUACAAUAAAGUUUAACCAUUUUCAAAAUAUUUUAUUUUAUGAUGGUGAAGAAAAAUAAUUUAUACCUGUAACUUAAUGCCUGAGGACGGCCAUUUAAAAAUGAUCGAAACAUGUAGCAUCGUUUAAUAAAUUUUGAUAAAGAAGAGCCCGAAUUAUUUAACAACUUCACCCAUUAUGAUUUCAUAAUAGUUAAAAAUUGCAAAGUUAUCGAUUUUUGAAAAAAAGGUUCAAAUCCAAAAAUUUUACAAAAAUUUAAAAAUCUCUAAAACGGCGAAAUUUAGGUAUAGAAAGUUCGAUAAAUAACUUUCAUAUAAUAAUUCUAGGAAUACAAAAACGCAAUAAAUAACAUAGGUAGCUUUCUAUUUAAAAUAAUAAAGUUGAUACACGCCAAAGUAGGUACCACCAUCUUGAAAAUAUUUUCAUCGAGCAGGACCUAGUUUUAUGGUGUGUUUCCGGAUAGGUAAAACGACUCUUAUAAAAAGAUAAUAAAUUCUCGAUUUAAAUUUUAAUUUUUUGAGAUUUAGCCCUGCUUGGUUAAGGACUAAUUUCUAACAUAAUAUUAGUUUUGAAAAAUCAAGUAUGCUAUAAUAUGCUUUGGAAAUUUUCAAAAAAACUAUUUUUGUGUAGAGUAAAGUGCCUUUUGUGUGGCAAAUAUGACAAAAAGUUAUUAAGAAAAGUUGUUUAGAAUCAACAUCUGGGCCUAUAUAUCUACCAAAUUUCAA